Molecule: messenger RNA, 1025 nt
Organism: Gracilinanus agilis (Agile Gracile Mouse Opossum)
Lineage: Eukaryota; Metazoa; Chordata; Mammalia; Didelphimorphia; Didelphidae
Gene: FAIM
Product: Fas apoptotic inhibitory molecule
Exons: 5
Coding region: 1-720 (239 amino acids)
Biological process (GO): canonical NF-kappaB signal transduction; positive regulation of neurogenesis; negative regulation of extrinsic apoptotic signaling pathway via death domain receptors
Source: RefSeq, a predicted model, not a curated record
AUGGACGACUUGUGGCUGAAACAUCUGGACAAGUUUCACUUCAGUGGAGAAUGCGCAAAUAUGUUUGGAAGGUUGGCGAACUGUGUCCUGUUGAGGUGCAGAAAAGAGUUGCCUACACUGAUGACAUCACGAAUCUCUCGGAAUAACGUGAUGCUAUCUUGUUCCAGCCACUUUGAAAAAAUGACAGAUCUUGUAGCUGUUUGGGAAGUUGCCUUAAGUGAUGGUGUUCACAAGAUUGAAUUUGAACAUGGAACUACUUCAGGAAAAAGGGUCGUGUAUGUGGAUGGAAAGGAAGAGGUAAGAAGAGAAUGGAUGUUCAAACUUGUGGGCAAAGAAACAUUUAGUGUUGGAGCUGCAAAAACAAAAGCUACUAUAAACAUAGAUGCAGUCAGUGGUUUUGCUUAUGAAUAUACUCUGGAAAUUGAUGGGAAAAGUCUCAAGAAAUAUAUGGAAAACAGAUCAAAAACAACAAAUACUUGGAUUUUACGUUUGGAUGGUGUGGACUUUAGAGUUGUUUUGGAGAAAGAUACUAUGGAUGUCUGGUGCAAUGGUAAAAAAAUGGAGACAGCAGGUGAGUUUGUAGAUGACGGAACUGAAACUCACUUCAGUAUUGGUAAUCAUGAAUGUUAUAUAAAGGCUGUCAGUAGUGGAAAGCGAAGAGAAGGGAUUAUUCAUACUCUAAUAGUGGAUGAUAAAGAAAUUGCAGAGACUUUGGAGUAACCACCUGUUAAUGAAUUUGAUACUUGCAAAGUAAAAAAAAAUCAGGGAUUUUAAAUUACUGUGGUAAUUUAAUUUGUAUUUCCCCAUAUGUUUAGUCUGUGCUAUUCUUAUUUUGUAGUUACAUGAAAUUAAUGUUCUGUUUGAGGCACAGAGGAAAAAUUGAUUAUGUAUAACCUUAGAUAAUGCAAAUUAUUUUGUAAAUAAUGUAAAAUGUUAUAUAACACUGAGUAAAAGAAAAAAUGUAGACUAAAAUAGCAAGUGCUUUAAAGAGGGGAAUUUUUACUACAAUAAACUAUAAAAUAAAA